GUCAAAAAAUGUGAUAGUCGAUAUCUCUGCGUAAAAAUCAAUUUGCUUUACAAUUUCACUAUUCUGAAUUUUGGGCUGCUUUGAAUAUAAAUAAUUUAUUUUUACUGUCAGAAUAACUACGAUUAUGGGUGAAAGAUACAAUAUACAUAGCCAGUUAGAGCAUCUACAAAGUAAAUACAUCGGCACUGGACAUGCAGAUACAACAAAAUUUGAAUGGCUUACAAAUCAACAUCGGGACUCGCUCGCUAGUUAUAUGGGACACUACGAUAUGUUGAAUUAUUUUGCUAUUGCUGAAAAUGAGUCUAAAGCGCGUAUACGUUUUAAUUUGAUGGAAAGAAUGCUACAGCCAUGUGGGCCACCCCCAGAGAAAGCGGAAGAUUAGAUUAGUUGUGAAGAGGUGUUUUAUAACAAGUUCGAAAUAAAAUUAGAUAAAAAAGAAAAAAAA
Messenger RNA from Ceratitis capitata (Mediterranean fruit fly), 445 nucleotides. RefSeq names its product probable splicing factor 3B subunit 5 (gene Sf3b5). Gene Ontology annotation, cellular component: U2 snRNP; precatalytic spliceosome. The record is from RefSeq and is a predicted model, not a curated record. Gene Ontology annotation, biological process: mRNA splicing, via spliceosome. The coding region runs from base 125 to 382 and encodes 85 amino acids. Lineage: Eukaryota; Metazoa; Arthropoda; Insecta; Diptera; Tephritidae. The transcript has a single exon.